This is a messenger RNA of Nycticebus coucang (slow loris), 1455 nucleotides long. Its product is annotated as dnaJ homolog subfamily B member 14-like. The record is from RefSeq and is a predicted model, not a curated record. Gene Ontology annotation, molecular function: Hsp70 protein binding. Lineage: Eukaryota; Metazoa; Chordata; Mammalia; Primates; Lorisidae. Gene Ontology annotation, cellular component: endoplasmic reticulum membrane. The transcript has a single exon. Gene Ontology annotation, biological process: cellular response to misfolded protein.
CUGCAGGCCAUGGAGGGGAACCGGGAUGAGGCGGAGAAAUGUGUCGAGAUCGCCCGGGAGGCCCUGAACGUCGGCAACCGCGAGAAGGCCCAGCGCUUCCUGCAGAAGGCCGAGAAGCUCUACCCACUGCCCUUGGCCUGUGCACUAUUGGAAAUAAUUAUGAAAAAUGGAAGCACAGCUGGAAAUAGUGCUCAUUGCCGAAAACCAUCAGGAAGUGGUGAUCAAAGCAAGCCUAACUGCACAAAGGACAGCACAUCUGGUAGUGGUGAAGGUGGAAAAGGCUAUACCAAAGACCAAGUAGAGGGAGUUCUCAGCAUAAACAAAUGUAAAAAUUACUAUGAAGUACUUGGAGUUACGAAAGAUGCUGGUGAUGAAGAUUUGAAAAAAGCUUAUAGAAAGCUUGCUUUGAAGUUUCAUCCAGACAAAAACCAUGCACCUGGAGCAACAGAUGCUUUUAAAAAGACUGGAAACGCUUAUGCUGUUUUAAGCAAUCCAGAAAAACGAAAACAAUAUGACCUCACAGGCAAUGAAGAACAAGCUUGUAAUCACCAAAACAAUGGGAGAUUUAAUUUCCAUAGAGGUUGUGAAGCUGAUAUAACUCCAGAAGACUUGUUUAAUAUAUUUUUUGGUGGUGGAUUUCCUUCAGGUAGUGUACAUUCAUUUUCAAAUUGACGGGCUGGUUACAGCCAUCAACAUCAACAUCAACAUAGUGGCCAUGAAAGAGAGGAAGAAAGAGGAGAUGGAGGUUUUUCUGUGUUUAUCCAGCUGAUGCCCAUUAUUGUAUUGAUCCUCGUGUCAUUAUUAAGCCAAUUGAUGGUCUCUAAUCCUCCUUAUUCCUUAUAUCCCAGCUCUGGAUCAGGGCAAACCAUUAAAAUGCAGACAGAAAAUUUGGGUGUUGUUUAUUAUGUCAACAAGGACUUUAAAAAUGAAUAUAAAGGAAUGUUACUACAGAAGGUAGAAAAGAGUGUAGAAGAAGAUUAUGUGACUAAUAUUCGAAAUAAUUGCUGGAAAGAAAGACAACAAAAAACAGAUAUGCAGUAUGCAGCAAAAGUGUACUGUGAUGAUCAUCUCCGAAGGAAGGUGGACGCCUUGAGCAUGGACAACUGUAAGGAAUUAGAGCGGCUGACCAGUCUUUAUAAAGGAGGAUGAACUGGAAUUUUUAUGUAUACCUUUUUUGUUUUUUCUGUAAGUUUAGUAUCAUCAUGAGAGAUGAAGAAAAAGAUUUGAUAUUAAAAACUGAGCUGUUGGUUCCCAAAUCUUGGACUGUUUAUUACCCACUGGCUCCUUUAAAUAGUAAGAACUGAAAACUAAAAUUAAUAUUUUAGUUAUGCUUCUGCAGUUAUUCUCAUUUUCAAAGCUUAUAUGAUUCCUAACCAAAAAUGUCUGGAGAGAAGAUUGUCACACCUGUAGCAAUUUCCAGUUUUAGUGAUUCUCCAUUUUUCUUUCGUCAUGUAA